Messenger RNA from Lotus japonicus, 2510 nucleotides. RefSeq names its product pollen receptor-like kinase 1. Gene Ontology annotation, biological process: protein phosphorylation. The record is from RefSeq and is a predicted model, not a curated record. NCBI's taxonomy places the organism in Eukaryota, Viridiplantae, Streptophyta, Magnoliopsida, Fabales, Fabaceae. The transcript is spliced from 3 exons. Bases 169 to 2103 code for a protein of 644 amino acids. Gene Ontology annotation, molecular function: protein kinase activity; ATP binding; protein binding.
GUUGUUCUUCUUCUUCACCCUCACUAGCAUCUAUCUAUCUCCAUCUCAAAGCAGCUAGGCCCUUCUAUCUAGAGAGGGUGUGCACGCCACACCCCUCUUUAUGUGUGUGUGUGUGUGUGUGUGUGUGUGUGUGUGUGUGUGCAAACCCUUUAAUUGAUUAAUUUCACUAUGGCACUCAUCAGUGGUUUAACUUUCACAUUCUUAUUAUGCAUUGUUGCAUCAUCUUAUGCUGCUGAUCCAGACACAGAAUCACUUUUAAAAUUAAAAGCUGCCUUGCAAAACACCAAUGCAGCAUUGUCCUCAUGGAAUGAAUCAAUUGUUCCACCAUGCACUGGUGAUAAUGGCAAUUGGUAUGGUGUUCUGUGCUACCAAGGGCAUGUUUGGGGCUUGCAGCUGGAGAAUAUGAGGCUAAAGGGGACAAUUGAUUUGGACUCUCUCAAUGAUUUGCCUUAUCUCAGAACCAUAAGCUUCAUGGAUAAUGAUUUUGACAACACAUGGCCUGAGCUGAACAAGAUAGUGGGUUUGAAGAGCCUUUACCUCUCAAAUAACAAGUUUGCUGGGGAGGUUCCUGAUGAUGCUUUUGAGGGUAUGCAAUGGUUGAAGAAAGUUUACUUGUCAAACAACCAGUUCAUAGGUUCUAUUCCAAGUUCAUUAGCUUCCUUGCCAAGGCUUUUGGAGUUGGGGUUGGAGGGAAACAAGUUCACUGGCCACCUUCCCAAAUUUCAGCAAAGUCUUAAAUCAUUCAGUGUAGCUAAUAAUCAAUUAGAGGGAGAAAUACCAGCCAGUCUUAGUAAGAUGCCAGCUUCAUCAUUUUCUGGUAAUGCAGGGCUAUGUGGAGCUCCAUUAGGUGCAUGCCCCUCCAAAAAGCUAUCAAGGGUGAGUGUUAUUGUGGUUGUGGUUCUUGCUUGUGUGGCGGCACUGUUUGUGAUUGGAGCAGUGAUAUUUAUCCUUCGUCGAAGAAGAAAACAAGGACCUGAACUGUCCGCAGAGAGUCGACGUAGCAACCUCGAAAAGAAAGGAAUGGAAGGGAGGGAAUCAGUAGCAGAUGAUAGAAGUGAAAGGUCUGCAGGGUCCGGAUCCUCCGGCAACAGCAGAAAACUGGACAGCAUGAAGUUAUCUUUUGUGAGGGAUGAUAGAGAGCAGUUUGAUAUGCAAGAACUGCUGAGAGCCAAUGCUGAGAUUUUGGGUAGUGGUUGUUUCAGUUCUUCCUACAAGGCUUCUUUGUUAAAUAGGCCAACCGUGGUGGUGAAGAGAUUCAAGCAAAUGAACAAUGUUGGGAGGCAAGAGUUUCAGGAGCACAUGCUUAGGAUAGGAAGGUUGGAUCAUCCUAAUCUUCUCCCUCUUGUGGCUUACUACUACAGAAAGGAGGAGAAGCUCGUGAUUACUGACUUUGUUCAGAAAGGCAGCUUGGCUGUUCGCCUUCACGGACACCAAUCUCUAGGAGAACCAAGUCUUGAUUGGCCAACGCGGUUGAAGAUUGUGAAAGGCACAGCAAAAGCUCUUGAAUAUCUGUACAAGGAGAUGCCAAGUCUAAUUGCACCACAUGGACAUCUAAAAUCCUCCAAUGUUCUUCUGAGUGAGACUUUGGAGCCAAAACUGAAUGACUAUGGGUUGGUACCAGUCAUAAACCAGGAUCUUGCUCCUGAUAUCAUGGUGGCCUACAAGUCCCCAGAGUAUUUAGAGCAUGGUAGAAUCACAAAGAAGACUGAUGUGUGGAGUCUUGGUAUACUGAUCUUGGAGAUUCUCACAGGAAAGUUCCCUGCUAAUUUUGUACAAGGUAGAGGGAGUGAGGGGAGUUUAGCAGAUUGGGUAGAAUCUGUUGUCCCUGGAGAGUGGAGUAGUGAGGUGUUUGAUCCAGAGAUGGAGCAAAUUAGAAGCAGUGAGGGGGAAAUGGUGAAGCUUUUGAAGAUUGCAUUGGCUUGUUGUGAAGUGGAUGUGGAAAAGAGAUGGGAUUUGAAAGAAGCUGUGGAGAGAAUUCAAGAGGUGAAGGAAAGAGAUAAUGAUGAGGAUUUCUAUUCUUCUUAUGCUAGUGAAGCUGACAUGAAGUCUUCAAAGUCUUCAAAAGCUUUGUCUGAUGAAUUUAAUUUCCCCAUUAAUGGUUGAAUGAGGCUCACAUGAUUAUUACUUGGAUUUCAUUCCUAUCACCCCUGAAACCAAACAGAGAUAGCCAAGGUGUGGAUUGGGGAAAGGAAGGGUUAAUCCAUGUUACAUCACAGGGUUUCCAUGUUUUCUGCUCCCUUGAAUUUCCUCAGUGUGGCUAAUGAAAAAUUGAGGGGAACAAGGGCCUGAUGCCAAUCAAGAGAUGAGAUAGAAUAUAGAUUAGAGGGUGAAUAUAUCUUCUUUGUUUAAUUUAAAUAUAUUGUGAUUUGAAUUGCAUUAGCUAUAUUCAUCUCUCAAUUGGUAGUUACUAAGUACUGCCUCCAAUACUAUUCAUCUCUCUAGAGAGAAGAAAAUAUAUGGAUUAAACAAGAGUUAUCAUUCAUUCACACUUCCAUUUCAUUUGGACCUUA